AUGGAAGAUCACGCGCAGAUGAUUUUCGAGAUCUACUCUCUCCGAUUUCCAUCGACAAGCGACUUGAUAGCGAGUGGUCUCAUUGCGAAAGCGAAGCUUCUCCUCAGCCAGAAAUAUGUGAAAUUCGAUUCGCAUUUUCUCCAUUGGCACGCGCCAUGCGCCAUCCACGUCUUCCAAAUAAUGUCGGCGAAUGCGAGCCAAAUUUCGGCAUUGUUUGAAUUGAAUUGCAUUCAUCACAUUUUUCAAGCGGCUCUUCACAAGAGCAUCGCCGUCUCGCGAAAAGCGUUGACGACCAUCGGCAAUCUGCUCAAAUCGCAAGCGUUCGUCGAGGCGAUCACCGAAUUGGAGGUGUUUCGCGUCACCUACGAAGCGCUUCAAAAUUGCAGCCUUCUGAAGCAUCCCGUCGAAAUCGCGCGUGUCAUCGAAGGAUUGGCGCGAAUCAGUAGCCAAUUAAUGCCGCUGCAUGUUCAAUACCUUCUCAAUAUCAUCGACUACUACUUCCGGAACAUUCAAAGCGUUUGCGAUUCCGCUUAUCCGACAUUGAUCAAUGCGAUGGACAUUAUUUUCCGCGAGCGAACCGAUUAUCAUUCCGUCUAUUAUAAGCAUUUGUACGCCAACAAAUAUUCUGGCCUCUUCAAAGUCUUGCCAUCGAACGACGCCAAGGUGAUGCUUGCCAUCUUCAUCGCCAAUUUGGUGGACGACUUCACCCUCUAUCAUCAUUUCUUCAAAACGAUUGAUUUUCAUUUUUGCGUUCUGAGCUGCUUCAACAGCGAAGAUGUUGGUGCGUGCUUAAUCGCCAUCCGAUUCUGCCUUCACUACAUCGCCUCAUCAUCGGUCUUCGCUUGUCACGUGUUUGAGAGCGGAGUGCUUGACAGCAUUAAAAUCAGCGAUGUCGUUGAGCGAUUCAUCAAGACCAUCCAGAAGGAGUAUCAUGAAACGUACACAAAGAUGAAUCUCGAAAUUCCCGACGAACACAUGAAGCACCUGAAGGCGUUGAUAAAACGGGUCGAGCCGUACAUACCGGAAAGAGCGAUGAAGCUUGGAGUAUCGAAGAGCUGCAAAGUGAAGAAGGGCGGGAAGCCGACGAAGAAGGACUCUCGUCCAUCGGGAUCUUCACGUUUUGUGCAAUAUCGAUAA
Molecule: messenger RNA, 1137 nt
Organism: Caenorhabditis bovis
Lineage: Eukaryota; Metazoa; Nematoda; Chromadorea; Rhabditida; Rhabditidae
Source: the annotation of a GenBank genome assembly